UCUGUUUACGUUCAUGUAGUAUCACCUUCAUAAGUCUUGUCCGAUAAGGGAAUUUUCAUCAAGAUCUUUUCAAAUCUGUAAGACAAGGAUAUUGUGGUAUGUAUUUAUAGGGGUUGGGAAACAUUCUCUUAUCUUUGGAAAAUCAUGAGGAAAUACAAAUGGGGAUUUUAUUAAAUUUGAUGAGAAUGACAACUAUAUAAAUUAUAUAGUUGUCAUUUUCAUUGACAGACCAGUCUCAAGUAUUGUAUGCUAAAGAACAAGAGGUCAGAUUUAGCGAAAUAUGGGUAGGUGGAGGUAUAUCCUGAUUCCUGAAACCCUAGUCAUUUCUAAAAUUUUUGAACAAAAUAGCUCUAGAGAUUUCUCUACAUUUGCAGCUAUUUGGUCAUGAGUGUAGCCCACACAGAUGAUUCAACUAUGAUGAAAGGUUUAUUUAUUUUAAGAUGAGGAUAUAUGAAUUCUUAAGUGGCCUUAACCUGGAUGAUGUACAUGUACCUUAGGUAAUAGCACACAUCAUAUCCUAGUAGAGCUCCGGAGCUGGACUACCGUUACAUGAAGAUUAUAUCUACACUGAAGGUGUAAUAUCGAUUCUCCGCCCGUCCCUCUGCUGUUGUAACUUGUAAUGAAAUAAUUACUUCGAGGGCAUCAGAUCCUAUUUCAGUCGGAGAUGCAGAAUUCCCAGGUUUUCAUUUUUUCACUUAUCGUAUCUCUUCGCUAUUGAUAGAAAUGGACAAGAUAAGAUUGUAGACAGAAAUGCAGGGUAUGAAUUCAAUGGCAUUUCACUUCAGGCUUGAGGUUGGUUUCUAUUCAUUUUUUUGGAGGAGAAGACUGUAAAGUGUAGACACAAGGAAACCUUGUCUUUGAGCAUGGACUGGUAAGGUGUCCAUUGGAAUGCUAUCAUUUGUCUUUUUAUUGCAAGUAAUAAGUAGUUGUAAUAAUGCGUUUGCUAGUUAAUAAUACCAUUGCUUUUAAACGAAAAGAAUCGUAGGAGUGAAGUCUGACUUGAGAUCAUGAAGUGGCUCUUGUUGAUAAGCUUAUCUGAGCCUCUGAGGCCUGAAGCGGACAUUAUCGUUUGGGCUUCCUGUAUUUGCCUUUGUUUUUUAAGAGUAAGUGGCAGGAGAUUAGGAAAGCAUGGUAUCAAAGAAAGACUGAUUAUCACCUUCACAGAGGUCAGGAUGUUUGUUGUGACAUUAGCUAGUCAUUUAAGCCUAAUGGUCAUCCGAGUGUCUCUAAUGGUCAUCGGUGUGUCUAUUGGUCACCUGAAUAGGGCCAGUGGUAGAUCCUAAAUGCUGUAAAGCUUUGAUCAGGCCAGGAAGACAACAUCCUCAAUGGAUGAGGAAAUAUUUGAUUAAGUCCAUUUUCUUCUUAAACCUAAUGGGAAGUAAACAGGUCAGCAAAGUGAAAGAAGCCAUGGAAUAGCAUACAUGUAUCUCUUUAGAUAAGAAGGUACCCUUGAUUCUUCACUACUUGCCCAUCUUCCAGAGAACAGUAUAAGGAAUAAGAACACCCUGUGCAGAAUAUACACACUCUUAUUCAAAUGACAUUUACUUUACACUCCUCCAACUGUGUCCGUGACUGUCUAUUUCAUUCAAUUUGAGAUAGGAGGAGAAUAGCUCAUUGCAGUUGAAUGACUUAAUCAAAUCGAUAUCUGCAACAAUAGUCGGGCCUUUUGAAGCCUGUCUGAUAUGGUAUCAAUUGAAGUGCAUGGAAUCGACAUUCGCUGUUAGGAGGUGUUGGUGGAGAAAGAUUUUGCGCGGCUGGAGCCUGGUGGAUGGUGUAAUUGGAUGCAGGACGGCGUCAAAGAGAAGUUUCCGCCGCCCAAUAGAAGCGUGUUGAGUGGCAGUGGUAGUGGUUCAUGUGAUUCCUAAGCUGUAGAGUGGAUAUCCUAGCCUUCCUGUAUGAUGGCAUAAAGACUGGUGGCACCGGUGGGAUACAUAGACAUAGAUGCACAGACAUUACCGUAUCAGAUUACAUACUUCAAGAUCCUUACACCUCACAAACACACUGGAAUAGUAAUAAUGUCUGAGGUGAAGGAGUUCAAUUGAUGGGAAUGAAUCUUCAUCAUCUAUAACUUCUCAACUCUGAAUAUUAUUAUUCAGUUGUGUAUUGAGCCUCUUUAGGAAAGAGCAGAAAUGUGACACUACUGUGAGAGUGGGUGUUGUUGCAGAACUGUGACAGUUCUGGAAGAAUUUUUCCAUCUUACUAAAAGACAGGGCUAUAACUUGGAUUCAUAAUUAAUUAAGAGAAGUGUUGGCAAAUUAACCAUGGGGCAGUCGUCUUCAGCAAGUUCGACAGGGCCGGAGUCUCCUACUACUCCCAUAGAUACAUGGAUCACCCACAAGCCCAGUCCAUGUGCGUUGAUGGAACAAAAUGGUGGACUAACCAACGGCCAUACGCAAUGUGCCGCGAGCAUCAGCGGGAGCAGCACAAGAAGCAGCAAUGGAAGCAGCAGCGGAAGCACGGGGACACAGCCCCGUACGCAGCCUCGUCUGGCUCACCGAUCGUCAGUGCAAUAUAGGUCCUCCAAGGGCCGCAAGAACUCAGCCAUUGAGAAGAGGGUGCACAGUGUGCACAUCAUUGAAAGCAUUCCUAGUGAAAUCUUUUUGAAUCGCAGGAAGCAGAUGGAUACAUGGCAGCAGUAUCAGGCACAAAUGGAUCUGCCGCCAGAGAAAGCCAAGCUUCUACGGCAGUAUAACGAUGAGAAGAAAUGGGACCUGAUUUGUGAUCAGGAAAAGGUCAGUGCUAAAGCGCCACCUGAACAAUACAUCGCCAGGAUUUGUAAAGUGAUGGAACCCGGGAACACGUCCAAGGUCGGUAGUUUUAAGAGAACGAGAAGGAAGAUGUUUGAUACGUCAACGCAGAAUCUUCGAGACCUGGAAAUCUCACUCAGAACAAAUAACAUCCAGUGGGUGAGGGAGUUCCUAAAUGAGGAGAACCUUGGGUUAGAUGUCCUGGUGGAGUACCUGCAAUGGCUCAACAAAACCAUGACGCACGAAGAACAUCUAGAGACGCUCCCGCCAAAGCAGAGGAGUGCGCUGAGCGUCCGAGGGUCGAGGCACGGGAAGAAGUUUUCGAUGCAGUCUCAUCUAGCGAUCACUAGAGAUGACGUCCACGUCUGUAUUAUGUGCUGCAGAGCAAUCAUGAACUUCCAAUAUGGUUUCAACCUUGUUAUUAAUCACAAAGAAUGUAUCAAUGCAAUAGCCCUUAGUCUCAACCACAAAUCACCCAGAACCAAAGCCUUAGUGUUAGAGUUGUUAGCAGCUGUGUGUCUCGUCAAAGGAGGACAUGAAAUCAUCCUUAGUGCAUUUGACAACUUCAAAUUGGUAUGUGUAGAGGCGUGUAGGUUUCAGAAGAUGUUUGAGUACUUCACAAGAUAUGAAGAAGCUAGUAUAGACUUCAUGGUGGCCUGUAUGCAGUUCAUCAACAUAGUUGUGCAUUCGGUAGAGAACAUGAACUUCAGAGCACAUCUCCAAUAUGAGUUCACAUGUCUAGGACUAGAUAACUAUUUAGAGCAGAAGCUCAAGUCGACGGAGAGUGACCGUCUCCAGGUCCAGAUCCAGGCCUAUCUGGACAAUGUCUUUGAUGUUGGUCAGCUGAUGGAAGACUCUGAUACCAAGACGGCUGCGUUGGAGAGAGUCGGUAACCUGGAAGAAGUCUUAUAUCAGACGACUGACAGGUUACGGAUGAUGGAGGAUGCAUCUUUAGCUAAGAUCGCAGAGCUCCAGCUAGGGGUCGCUGAAGUCAGUAGAGAACUGGAAAUGGUCAAGAGUGAGAAGCUAGAAGCAGAGAAGACGAUAGAGGUCUUGAAGAGUAUCCCGAGAGGUACAGGAACCGGUACAGGCACCGGUACAGGCACCGGAACAGGCGGUGGUGGAGGUGAUGGUUCCGGUACUGGUUUCGGUACUGGUACUGGCGGCAAUGGUGUCGGUGGCGGCAGCGGCGGCGGUGGUGGUCUUGGAGGCGGUAAUGGUACUCUGACGAUAGGACCCGAUGAUGACUUCCCUCCCCCUCCACCUCCUCCUCCUGCAAUCGCCAAUGGAGCAGGUAAGCUCAUAAACCAUUCUUUGACAUGUAUUAACUGUAUCCAUCAUUUAUUUUCUCUUGUCUUUCUACCAACAGCACCUCCCCCUCCUCCUCCUCCCCCACCCCCUCCACCAGGCCAAGGUGCUCCCCCUCCUCCCCCUCCACCACCAACCAUCGGUGGUGGUCCACCACCCCCUCCCCCAUUCCCAGGAGUACCCGGAGCACCCAUUGCACCCCCUCUUCCUGGUAUGAUCGGUGGAGCGCCUCAAGGAUCUGUGACAAUAAAGAGGAAGAUCCGUACCAAGUAUCGUCUUCCAGCGCUCAACUGGGUCGCUUUCAAACCAAACCAGAUCGGAGGAACCGUCUUUAGUGAGCUUGAUGAUGAAAAGGUCAUGGGGGAUAUUGACUUUGAUAACUUUGAGGAGACGUUCAAGGCACAGACGCAAGGCGGAGGUCAGACGGUGACGGACGGUAAAGCCAAAUUAACGUUGAAGAAAGAAAAAACCACAACCCUCAUGGACUCAAACAGGUUACAAAACAUCUCGAUCAUCAGAAGAAAGAUUGAACUCACAACGGAGCAGAUCAUUGAGGCUAUCAAAAGGACCAAUCUUGCCGCUCUUCCAAUUGAUGCCGUGGAGCAGCUUCAUAGAUGCUGUCCAAAGGAUGAAGAGAAGAAAGUAUUCCAGCAAUAUGAGAAAGAUAAGAAGCCCAUCAACAUUCUAACACCUGAGGACAGACUCAUGAUUCAGCUGUGUAAGGUUGAUAGGCUCAGUCAGCGUCUAGGUUGUAUGAUCUUCAUGGGUAACUUCACAGAUACCAUUCUCUCUUUCACACCGCAACUGAAUGCAAUCACAUCUGCAUCAUUAUCCAUCAAGAACUCUGCCAGGAUUAAGAAGUUACUGGAGGUUAUCCUAGCUUUCGGUAACUACCUGAACAGCUCAAAGAGAGGAGCAGCCUAUGGUUUCAAACUCCAAACUCUAGACACGGUCCUUGAUACCAAGUCAGCAGACCGUAAGAUCACACUCCUCCAUUACAUCGUAGGAACCAUCCACCAAAAAUUCCCUGAUGUCGCUAGUUUCCAUGACGAUCUUCAGUACAUAGAGAAGGCAGCAGCAGUCUCACUGGAGAAUCUGAUCUCUGACAUCACGAGUCUUGGUCAUGGUAUCACGCUGUGUAAGAGAGAGUACGCUCAGCAGAGUGAUAAUACAAUCCUGAGAGACUUCUUACUCAACAACGAGGAGAAGGUCCGCAAACUAGAGAUGGUUCUCAAGAAAGCCAAGGAUGCAUUCAAUGAGGUAGUUGGAUAUUUUGGUGAGAAUCCCAAGACGUUACCACCCAGUGCCUUCUUCGCUCUCUUCCAUAGAUUCUCAGUUGCUUUCAAGAAAGCAGAAGUUGAGAAUGCACAAAGGAUAAAACUCCAGCAAUCCCAGAAGGACACAGCAGCUAACAUCUCAGCAGCUCAGAAAGUCAGGAAAGACAAACAGAAUCAGGCUGCAGUAGUAGCUGAGCUUGAGACGCGGUACAGGGGGCCGGGCAACAAAGAGAAAGGACCCAAAGAAGUCUCGGACGGAGCUAUCGAAAACAUCAUCUCAGAUCUGAAAAACGAGCCAUACCGACGUGCCGAUGGCAUACGGCGGAGUCUCCGGCGCAGACAGGUUGAACGACCGACCAUCCUAGCAGACGAGAUGGUCAUCUAGAUGACCGAUGGAUGGAGAUAUUGACCAGCACAGAGCAGUGACCACAAAGAGUGUAUUAACCUGUUUGCUAUGUUUCCUGUAGUAAACCUUUGGGAAAGAGAGAUAUCAGGAGUGAUUGGGUUAACAACAUGGACAGCAAUCUUAUAGUAUAUUAGAAAGCACAUCAAUACAGGAUUGCAGCUACAGGCUUUACCUUGCUAUUACUAGGCUCUGCCUGGCACCCCUUUUCUCUAGGCUUUGUCUGGCUUUAUAUGUGACAGAAAAAAUGGGGUUCAGACCAGUUUGAGACUCUUGGCUAAUCAAGUUGUACCGAGUGGUGUCCGUAUAGAACAGAUAAUGCACGCUUCACGUUUUGAGAGUGCACAAUCUGGAUAGAGGAUAUAAUCCUUUAUUAUGUAGUGAUAAGCACACGAUACACCACAUUAAUAUACACAUCAAUGUAUAAUGUUGUCAUCCACUUUCAUGUAAGAAUAACCAAGACUCCUAUCUUGCACUAAAACUUUGACAGGAAGAAGAGAAAUAUUUGUGUGUACUCUAUUAGUUAUGAUAAUUGUAGAUGUGUAGAUACAAUGCAAAUUUAAGCAAGACUACAAGCACUUCUUCUAGAUCGUUUGCUGAUUGCGUAAUCUUUCACGACAUCUCCCUGAUGGUAGAGGGCAGCAUCCACUCAAAAUAUAGACACAAUUUUCUUGAAUUGAGAUGGGGACUGCAUCCCAUAUCACACCCACAUGACCUCUGUGUUUGGUCGGUCAGUGGUGCUUUUGUGAUGGUCAGUUAUGGUCAGUUGAUUAGACGUGAGUGGACAGUGAUUAAAUCAUUAUCAUGAUGAAGCUCGGGAAGGGUGUGAAGAGAGAGAGAGAGAGAGAGAGACGGUCAUUGCUACUUUAUUAUGUAAGUGAUAUGAUGCUAUUAUUAUGAAAUAAUUAUAUCAACGGAUG
Strongylocentrotus purpuratus (purple sea urchin) is the source of this 6655-nucleotide messenger RNA. Its product is annotated as formin-like protein 2. Gene Ontology annotation, cellular component: cytosol. The record is from RefSeq and is a predicted model, not a curated record. Gene Ontology annotation, molecular function: actin filament binding; small GTPase binding. Gene Ontology annotation, biological process: cortical actin cytoskeleton organization; regulation of cell shape; cell migration. The transcript is spliced from 28 exons. The coding region runs from base 2262 to 5717 and encodes 1151 amino acids. NCBI's taxonomy places the organism in Eukaryota, Metazoa, Echinodermata, Echinoidea, Camarodonta, Strongylocentrotidae.